Phialemonium atrogriseum is the source of this 618-nucleotide messenger RNA. RefSeq lists its product as uncharacterized. Lineage: Eukaryota; Fungi; Ascomycota; Sordariomycetes; Cephalothecales; Cephalothecaceae. The record is from RefSeq and is a predicted model, not a curated record. The transcript has 4 exons. The coding region runs from base 1 to 618 and encodes 205 amino acids.
AUGGCUUCCCUAAUUACCAAGGUUUUGGUGAAGAAAACAUUCAAAGACACGGCAGAGAGGAACAUCAACUCUCAGAACCCAUAUGAAGAAGAGGUCCCCGUCUAUGGCAGAGACGGACAACCUACGGGGAAGGUCAAGAAGAGGAAGCGAGCCAUCCCAACCGGCUUCUCGGCCCAUGACACCACCAUUCUGAAGAAGGUUCGCAGACGAGCAUAUCGGCUUGACAUGUCGCUCUUCAACUGUUGCGGUAUCCGAUUUGGUUGGAGUAGUGUGAUUGCCAUCAUACCUGUCAUCGGCGACUUUAUCGAUGCCUUCUUGGCCUUGAUGCUGGUUAAGACAUGCUCGAAAAUAGACGGCGGCCUACCAGCUACCCUCAAGUUGAGGAUGCACUUCAACAUUGCGCUUGACUUCGCCUUGGGUCUGGUCCCCUUCAUUGGCGACAUUGCCGACGCCGUUUAUCGAGCCAAUACCCGGAAUGCCUGGCUCCUCGAAGUGUACCUGACGAAGAAGGCGGAGGCGGAGAAGAAGGGACACGUGAGCGAUCCGGAUCUGGGAAUACAAAUGAUGCCCAGGAAACCGCAAGCUGCACCGGAGCAAUCGACCCCAAAAGCGUCCUGA